Toxotes jaculatrix (banded archerfish) is the source of this 1481-nucleotide messenger RNA. RefSeq names its product GRB2 related adaptor protein a (gene grapa). Gene Ontology annotation, molecular function: protein binding. The transcript has 5 exons. Bases 365 to 1015 code for a protein of 216 amino acids. Lineage: Eukaryota; Metazoa; Chordata; Actinopteri; Toxotidae. The record is from RefSeq and is a predicted model, not a curated record.
ACUCAUGGCAGUGUGUUGCUGAGCAGCAGCCAGUCGUAUUUUUCCCCUCACCGAGCUCACUCUCUCUCUCUCUCUCAUCCUCUGCUCUGACUCUAUCGCGCGCUCUGUGGCUCAGCGGACGGACGAGACCUCUCCUCUCCUGCUCCCCUUCUUCUCUCUCUUCUCUUACUGUUUUUUCUUUAUAUCAUCUUCCUUUAGCCGUUUAUUCUUUAAAAUAUUUUACCCACUUUCUCUCUCCUCAGCCCCCCUGCCUCCCUGUGCCAGGGGCAUUUGUGGGGGUCCAGAAGUGUGUAUGUGUGUGCGUGUGUGAGUGAGUGUGUGUGUGUGUGUGUGUGAGUGUGUGUGUGUGUUGGUGGGUUUCAACAUGGAAGCAGUGGCAUUGUAUACGUUUCGUGCCACUGAGGGCGAUGAACUCAGUUUCAACAAGGGAGACUUGCUCAAGAUCACCAACAUGGAGGAUGAUCCUAACUGGUACACAGCUGAGCUUCACAACAGAAAAGGAUUUGUGCCAAAAAACUACAUCAACUUGAGGCCACACGCCUGGUUUGCCGGUCGUAUAUCUCGCGGUGUGGCGGAAAGCCGACUCAGACACAGGGAGUGUGGAGCUUUUCUGGUCAGAGAGAGUGAAAGCGCUCCUGGAGAGUUCUCCAUGUCCGUCAGUUAUGGGGACCAUGUUCAGCAUUUCAAGGUGCUGCAGGAUCGCUGUUGUCAGUACUACGUGUGGGACGAGCUCUUCUCCUCUCUCAACGAGCUGGUGGACUUCUACCAUAGCAACAGCAUCGCCAAGGAGAGGACGGUCUUUCUGAAAGACCCCGAGCACUUCGCCAGGCGUCCCCAUCACGCGCACGCUCUCUUCGACUUCAACCCCCACCACCCUUCCCAGCUGCGCUUCCUGCGUGGUGAUGUCAUCGAACUCCUUGACUGCUCUGAUUCGCUGCGCUGGAGGGGCCGUUGCCACGGGCACGUAGGCUACUUCCCACCGGAGUAUGUCCAGCCUAUUUACCAAUACCAAUGACCUGAGGUGUCAAACACGAGAGCCAUUCCCGCAGGUUCUUCAAGGAGUCAUCUUGACCCCCCUAACCCUCACACUGCUCCACUGCUCUGCACUUGCCCAUGAAUUUCUGGAGCAGAUGACUGACGCUGCUGCUGAACUGCUCACAUGUUACUGACUCCUCCCAUUUUACUGUGAUGUCAAAUGUCGAUCACAAGCCUCGCCCAGCCAGCUGCUACAGGCUCAUCAAUUGUUUUCCACCUGAUCCCACAACUCCACUCUACUCUUUAAUCAUGUAAAAGAAAAAAAAUCAGAUAUGGACCUAAACACUGUGGAGAACUCAUACACACACACAUACAUAUAGUCAAGCAUAGACAGACAUACUUACACACACAUACUCCCAGGCAUAAUCAUUUUGUACAGCUUAUCAGCACUGGUGCAGGCUAAAUAAAAGCAACACACACACACACAUACACACUAACCUGAUGGG